AUGGCCAUCUACUGCAGCUCCUGCUCUGCUUCGGCGCACUGGCCUUCUUCCUUCCUAGGGCGAUCGCCGGGACGGCUGGUGAGCUCCCCCGUCUACCGCGCAUGCAAACCACGGCUUUCCUCCGUGACUGUUUUCUUCCCAAUAGACGCGAGAGAUUUCGGGAGCCUGUUUUCCUUCCUUCCUAAUUCGUCAGUUUAGGGAGGCGUGAGACUUGAAUCGUUCAAACUGGCCGUCAAUAUGCGGAGCUCGAGGGGAAAGAAAAUGAACUGCAUGCCGCUGGAAUGAUUGGAUACAUUUGCCGAUAAUCGUAAACGAUGAAUUUUCCUUUUUCCCUUAUGAGUUGUAACAGUUUUUUUUUUUUUUUCUGUUUUCCAGGGCAAGUCGUCUUCUAGAUACAUCACUCCAAUCUCGUUUCGUUCAUGUAAAGUUUUUGCAUUGUUUUGGGGACCGAAAAAAGCUGCGGAAUCCCUUAAGUUUGAAACUUCACUUGGGGAAUUUUCUUUGGCAGGCUCACCCCCAGAGGUUUGAUCCUUUCUCCCACUUUUCCGCUGGUUACCUUCGUCUUCAGACGCACUUAAUGCCGGUUGAGUGUAUCUUCUUAUUCUACACAGUCUAUGUAGGACUUUUCAGUCACUGAUGUGAAGCCUCGGAGGAUAUCCCUGUCAGUCGCGGCAUCCAUUUCAGAUGUUUCAUCCAAGGAUUGGGAUGCAUGUGCAGAAGACUCGAGUGGUCUAGAGAAGUUUAAUCCAUUCCUCACGCAUGCUUUUCUUUCAAGCUUGGAGGAAUCAGGAUCUGCAGUUCUGGUUAGUUAUUUGCAGCAGAUGCUGUUCUUAUGCCUCGUAUUAGCUUUUAUACUCCGUGCCAGUUCAUUCGCCUGAUGAAAUUUACUGUUUAUUUUAUAAUGUUAAUUUUUCUCAUUUUUUUUCGAGCAUUUUCUUGUAUUUGUCAGUUUGAAAUCUUGUACAUUGAAUACCAAAAAUUGAUACGAUUACUAUGAGGGAUAUUACGUUUCUUCCUCUGCUCGUUAAGUAUCCCCUUGGGUUAUGGAUGAAAGAUGUGGAGGUCCCCUUCGAUUUACGUUUUUCGUAGUAAACAAGGAUGUAUGAUUUUCUCUACAUUCCACUAUCAUUUCCACAGUUAUUUCCUAUUUGUUGAAGAUUUCCACGUUUGAUUGACGUUUAUGGCUUGACUGCUUGAAGCAAAUCCCAUGGACCAAAGAAGUUGGUCCUUUCUGCGAUUAGCCAUCACUUGGUCGUAAUGAGCCGUACAUUUUCAAUUGAAUGGUUGGCUGGUUUAUGUUUGCGACGUGGGGUAAACAAUAAGAUCGUUACUGCUUUAAAAUGUAAGCGAAAGAAAUGUUGCUUCUAACUUGGGAUACCACAGUUGCUGACUGGCCCCUGUUCCGCUGUCAUCUCCUAAGGUCUAGAUCUCACGAGUGAACAGCUAUUUUGCAUUCCAUAGCCACCUGUAUUCACAUGAAAUUUUAGCGUUUAUUGACACUUUAUCUGAAUCAUUUCAGGGAACUGGUUGGUUGCCACAGCAUAUUGUUGCUCAGGAUGAGUAUAAAAAUACAAUAGGUGUUGUUCCACUAUAUCUUAAAAGGUUUAACAUCUGAAAAGCUGAGAAUGGUUUAUUAUCAUAUUUUCCAUUCUUCUUGUUUUAGUUCAGAGGAGGAACUCCUAGUUUUCAAUUCAUUUUCUUCCCUUUUUGUCUUUUAACUAAUCGACUGUAAUUUGAAUUGGCAGUCACUCAUAUGGAGAGUAUGUCUUUGAUCAUUCAUGGGCUGAUGCCUACUACAGCUAUGGUAGUUAUUAUUAUCCAAAGCUUCAAUGUUGUGUACCAUUCACUCCAGUGACAGGUCAAAGGAUAUUAGUGAGAAAUGUUUGGUGCAGGGAACAAGUCUUCAAUAUGUUAGUUGUCGCAUUGAAGGAUCUUACAAAUAAGGUAAUGCUUUUCUGCUCAUGAAUUCGUACUCCUUACUUGCUCACCUCUUAAUCUGAUGAAUUCUUAUCUUGUCUUCUUUUAUCAACCACCGUGAAUGUAAUGAAGAAACGCAAAUUCGGUUAAUUUUUCCUUUUUUCCGCUAGAAAGAGUUACCUCUAUUGCACAGAGAAGAUAAAUUGGUUUCUGAUAGCAUUGUAUUCCUUGACAAGUAUGGUUCUCGAAAAAAGUUAAUGAAAAAAUAAGUUGGAAAACUACAUCCCGGAGAUCUGUCAUGAAUCAAAUACCUAGAAAAUUGAGCAAGGACAAAAAAGGGAUCUCUUUUAUAGAUGGAUACGAUCAUGCAAUGGUUAUUUCAAAUUUACAGUCUAGGAACGAUUGUGAGAUAAUCUUUCUAUCUCAAUGCGCUUUCACAUCACAAAAGAAAACUUGUUUAAUACCUAGGAAGGAGUGCUAUUUUGAUCCGCAGAAUGUAGAGUUGCAAGAACUAAAUGAUGUUGAGCAGUUGUAAGAAUAUAUGCAUCUAAUCUGAAAUGUCGCAUGCUAUGAUUUUGUGGACAAGUUUUACGACUUCAACAACCAUUUCAACUCGUAGAUACAUCUAUUAAACGUAGGGUCAUAUAUAUGCACACGCAUACGACUAACCUUUUUGAAAGAAGGAAAAAGGAAAACUGACUUUUUCAAAAUAUGUAUCAACAAUUACAUUCAAACCAACCACUGAGAAAUAUGAUAUUGUGCAUUUCCCUGAAGGAUAAUGAUUAUUAAAAUAUUGAUGAUCUUCCAAGUCACCUGAUUCACAGACCUAAAUGCAAAAAUUGCUUCUUUUUUUCAGUUAUAAUUAGCCAUUAUAAUAAUAUAUUUAUUUAUUUUUACAAUUUCGAUGCUUGGUACGAUUUGGAAGACAAUUCUUUCUUCUGUUUUGUACCGUUCGUAAUCUCUUUUCGUGUUCUUUUCUGUCUAUCUCUGCCCUAUGCUUCUGCUUGCUUUUCUGUCAUUUCCAUCAUCUUAAUUUUUUCCCUUUUCUAUCUCGUAUGAUCUGCCUCUCUCUCUCUCCCCUCACCUUUCCUGUUAUUUCCUUCUUUUUCUUCUCCCAUAGAAAAACUUCCGUCAUCUUCACCUCUGUACUUCUGCUGAUUAUCCCUUUGUCUAAUCAAUUGGCUUGAUUUACUGAAUUGGAUGAUCACAUCUUAAAAUUAAUUUUAUUCUUGAUUUAAAUGGGAAAAUUUAUUAAAUAAUGUUUUUCUCUCUGAGUCGUUGUUAGUGAUCCAAGGCUGUCAGUAAAGGCCAUUGCUAAGAUACAGAAAAUGAGUUGACUCUGUUUAAAAUCAUCUGAUGUUAUCGUGUUCCUCACAUGGUGUUCAGCUAUCUAUAGGCAUAGUAUAGCCCAAAAUUAUGAUGGGGAUCUUCUUCCGCUUGCUAUUAUUGCGCUGUUUCUGAUUAGUUAUCGAAUUAUUCUGGCAAAAGCGUGCUUGAGUGUGUUGUCAUAUAUUGUCACUAAAUUUUUAAUGUUCUUGCAGUUGAAAGUCUCAUCAUUACAUGUGACAUUCCCAUCUGAGACAGAGUGGCAGAAAAUGAGGAAGGAUGGCUUUCUGCAAAGAACAGGGAUGCAGUAUCACUGGAAAAAUCGUAAUUACAAAAAGUGAGCAUUAUGAUAAGUAUAGUCUUCUUCUGGGUUGUCACUGCUCUUCUCAAUUCUUUUGAGAUCGCACUUUACACAUUCUUGUAUGUCCAUGUGUCUCCUUUUUAUACUUAAUAAAUUUAUAGUGCUAUGUGUUUUUAGAAAAAUGAUCAAAGAGUUAAUUCUAAUACCUUUCCCUCCCCCCUAUAUUUAUGAUUGUAAGGACAUGAUGAUUUUGUAGAUCCUGAUUUUUUUCAUUUUAUCUUCACUCCUAUUUUAUGUCAGUUUGUCAUGCCUAUAUCUGCUUCUGUUGAGGAUUGAUUAUUUAGAAUCAUAUGUAAGAACGUAUUUUCUUCUCGUUAUAUCUGCUUCCCUUAUUCUCAUUGUGGAGUUAUAAUGUUAAGUCAUAUGAAUGUCCCAAAAGAUUUGAAACAUUAUUUCUUCUAUAAACCUAUAGUUGAUGUAAUUAAAAAUUGAGGUUCUUGCCACCGCUUCUGUAAAGUCAAAAGAAGUUUGCAAAGCAUAGAGGAAUGGGCUGGGUUACAUUCCUUAGAUUUGUUCAUUUAGGCUCUGACAAGUUUGAGUCCUCUUCUAUACAUUUGUCUGAUCAAGAGAUUUCUCACUAUUUCCUGUGAGGAGUGUUUUAUUUGUGAUUACUUAGUGAAAACAGUAGCCUUCACAAAUAGACCGGUAAAACAUCAUCAGACAUUCUAUUUUUUUUCUGCAGUCAAGUGCAGUGUCCACUGUGAAGCUCCUAGCUCUAACAUGUUUGCAAAUUACGUUGGUCUUUGGAAAUUGCAACACUCCAACAUUAUAUUAUUGAGUUUCGUGUGUUUACUUGGAUUAAUUGGUUCGCUUUAUUUUUAUAGCCCGACAUAUCAUAUAUCCGUCUUGCUGUUAAGUGAUCUUGGCCUGAAAUUUUUACCUCGCCAGAUGUUUAUCCUUUGACGAUUUGAAGCUUCCUAAAUCAGUCAUAUAUCUCUAGAGAUUUCAUAUAUUUGCUUGCGUUUUUUCUUUUCAGUGAAAUUUACAGUUAUCUAGAAAUGAGGGGAAGAAAUAGUUAAAACCUCUAGAACCGUAAGCUGUGUUCGGUGAUGACUUAUUGCCAUUGGUGACAGCAUAUAUGCACUGAGUUUAUGGCCUGGCUUUAUUAUGCUGUGAGUUGAUUAUAUACUGAAAUCUUUGAUACUUUUGUCUUAGCUUCGAUGAGUUCCUGAUGGAUAUGAAGCAAAACAAAAGAAAAAACAUUCGCCAGGAGCGUAAAAAGGUUAGUAAAAUUUGUUAUUUUUUUUUAUUUUCUUUCUCGUAAAUAUAGAUGGUCUUCUGCCAGAAAAUCCGUGUCUACCUUUGACCAGGCGAUCAGCUUUUUCCUUGUCACAAAUCAUUCAUAUUUAUUCACUUCUGCUGGUUUUUGCAGAAGUUUUCAACUAGCUGGUUUUGGUCAUUAGUUUCAAUACAGACAAAGAAUUUGACAAUGCCAUCACCUUGUUUUCUCAUGCAGAUAUCUGCUCAAAAUCUAAAAAUGAAACGCCUUCGAGGUCACGAAAUAAAGGUACUUAUAUGAAUAAAUUCCUGAAUUAUUUAACAAGAGCAUAAUUCAAAGUAGCUUUAGGGGGGGUUGGGGGGGAUGAAUGCGACGGUUCUUAUGGGCGAUUUAGUUAGCUAUAGAGACCCCUCCUUUCUUAUGAUUAAAUUUAGAGGAUCAUCAUCUGGAACCCCAUAAUUAUUAUUUUCUCUUCGUACUCUUUUGCUCUGGUGCCGUUCAAUAGAGGAUUUCCAUCCUUUUCAACUAAAGAGCUGAAAAGAAUCACUGGUUGGCUGGGGUUGUAAGGGCAUGGUGAAAGUGGAGAUACUUUUAUUGACCACAUAGAUCUGAGGACAGUGGAGAAAGUAUAUUAAUGAUAUCAUCCCACCCUUGUAGAUGUUAAACCCCUGGUCUGGUUCAUAAUUCUAAAUGGGAUGCAAAAUGAUGAAAUUGGAAAAAAAAAAUUCAAAGAUAAAUUCGGGGAAUGUUUUCCCUGAUUGAGCGUAAGAUUUCAGUGGCUCUUCUCGUCGGUUAUAUCUCUUUGUGCAAAUUGUUGACCCCAUGAGUCUGCAUCUUCUCCAUCCAGGGUUGUUGAUAGAUGAUAGUUUUUCUAUUUGACAUCUUCAUCUGUUUUUUGAUAUUUCGUUUGUCAUGGUAUCAUUAACUUAACUAUAUUCAUAUACAAAUCGGAAUGUAAAAUAAUCUCGAUUGUCAUCUAUCAAUUUAGCAGUGAGAAGCUCUUGAUUUGGCAUUUCAUUUCUGGUGCCUAUUUCCAUCUUUACCUACAGACCGCCUACGAUUUCUUCCUGUGGGAACUAGUCAAUAUGUCCUUUCUUUCAGUGGCAAUCGAUCCAUCUGCUCGUUAACGGCCACUUUUAGUUUGAAAUAGAAAAAAUAAGCAAGCACUCAUCCUGCCAUCAUAGUGUACCAAAUCGCAACAAAAGGCCUAACUUAGGACGGGGAUUCCAUGAAAAAUAUUCGAGGCGCAAAAUUCUUUAGCAUAAUAUUGUUUAUGGUCGGAAGAUAUUUUAGCCAAUUUAUUUUAGAUAUCAAUUAAUUAUUUCGCAAUUGACCAUCUGAUAUUUGCCUUUUGUUAUAGUUGACCAUCUCAGUUACCCUUAUGAUAUUGUAUUCUCUCUUCUGUUGUUAUUGGAUCUGACAUAUGGCGAUCCCCCCUCCCCCCUCUCACCCCCAAAUACAUGUUGGUGGAAGAAAAUAAUAUAGUGGAUAUUUACUGUAAUCUACUGUGAUCAUUGUGACAGGACGAGCAUUGGGAUGCAUUCUACAAAUUCUAUAGGAACACAACAGAUAACAAGUUAAGUUUUUUCUGUCUCCAUGCAAAAAAAUUGGCAUAUAUCUUGUCUUUCCUACAUUAAUUUUUGUACUGUACUUUGGACUCUUUUCCUCAGAUGAGAGACAUCUCUUCAUUUCUUUGGUGAUAUAUGUCUAAUAUCAAUCUCACUACUACUACCUUAUGCACACUGCGUGCUUAUUUUUUCCUAAGAAUUUUGAUUGCCAGAUCCGUGCUCUGGUUGCACUUUUGCUUUUGCUUUCAGCUUGUCACCUUGAGAUCUUUGUAGUUUUCUUUGAAAAAAAAUGUCUUUCACAAGGCCUAGUUUAAGGAGAUUUUCUACAAGUGAUGAUCAAAGAUUAACAGAUAUAUGCAGAAGGCCUGCGGUCUUCAUGGUGACGUUUGUCGGUAGCGUUAGGCUCAAUAAGCGUGGGAAUUUAUGUUUUUGGUCGUUGAGUUGUUCAUAAGAGAAGAAUAUUUAAAAUUUUGACCCAAUCAAUGAUUUCGAGUCAGGCAGAUCCUUUUUCUUAUUUCUGUGGUGUACUCGUUCGAAACAUCUAGUCUGUUGUGAGAAAAUGGCUGCUAGUUGAUUGACCUAAUAUCUGUGGCUAAUCAGUGAUCCCGAGAUUAUCUUAUUUCUAGAACAAAAAUGUUUGAAGAAGGCAAAAAUGUUUUAAUAGAAAUUCCUGGAUUCUAAACUUACCCCUACUUUUUGAUGGGGACAUGCCUCCUGUGAGAGAAUCGAUCGAAAUAUGAAAAUUUUUCCUUUAAUUUUUAGGAGCUCCAUCUAAAUUUUCUUGAGAAAGGAUAUGAAAAAAUAAAAUUGUUGUGAGGAAGGGUGGUAAUGUCAAUGAACAAGGUACUUUGAAAAGUUGAAUGAGCCACGAAAAAUAAGCAUGGGACUAAGUUGAUAUCAGAAGCAAUAACUAGAGCGUAAAGUGAGUAAGUAGACACAAUGACCUGAACUCAGACCUUUGCCUGUGAGGGUUCAUGAAUCUACUGAUUUCAGCCAGAAUUAUAACUUUCUAAUUUGGUUCCACCUUGAGAUUCUGCUUCCCUGGGUCAAUGAUCAGUAACAUAUUAAAAAACUUCUAUCAUAAGGACUAACCCUUCCCUGGAUAGAGUUGCAUUGUUGACAUUCCUUGUAGGCAAACUGUGGCCCAUUCGAGGAAAUGGUAAGAACGAUCCGAAGAAGCUUUACUUAUUUAGGCAUAUCAGUCUGGAUGUAGAUGACCGCCAUAUAAUGGUUUUGACGUUUGAAUCUAGGGUGGGAGUUUCAACAAAUAUUGGCCGAAAAUAUGGUCCUGGAAGAUGAUGCUGAGAAGUGUAAUAUUGUCGUGAUAUUUAAUGAUGACACUGUCCUUAAGAAGGAUCAUAACUAAUGUAGUUAUUGAAUAAUAACUAUUGCAUUACAUUCCUCUGUGGGAGUUGGCCAAUUUUUUUUAAUUGUAGGUUGAAAACUUAGAUCCCUGAAUUUCAUUAUGUCAAUAAAAUAUUAUUCACAUAAAAAUGCAUGCCUUGCAACGAUAUUGAUGUUUGAUAUCUCUGUGACAUCAUGAAUACCGGGACUAAGAUUGUGCAACGUUAACUUAAAAAGGAAAGGAAUUUGAUAAUGGCAUGAUCCCUAUGAAGGAUGAUGAUCAGGGGGUUUUUUUUUUAACAUAAGGCAUCACGUUAUGCUUGUGACUCUGAAUUAUGCUGAGAAACCUUGACGUUUGUCAAUGGCCUAAAACAUUGGUUUUAAGAAAUUUGGUAAUGAGAUUAUCCCUGUGAACGAUGAGGAUCAGGACGGUCUUUUUGCACGGUAUUGGUUCUUGAUCUAAAAGUAAGAUAGCUAUAUUUCUAUAUUGAGGUCAUCAAACAUGUUCUAUACAACUAGAGACGAUGCCUCUGAAGAUGCUUCCUCUUGGUACAUAUUCUUGACAUACAACUAGAAAUGGUAUUCCUCUUGCUUUCUAUUCUUACUCUGAUGCUGACCAUUCUAGUUUUGUGUGUAGGUGGGGUCGACCUUAUCUGACGAGAGAUUUCUUUUACCAGUUGGGAGAGAAGAUGGGCGAUCAUGUGCUGCUUGUUGUUGCUGAAGAUGGGGAUGAGCUUGUUGCCGGAGCCCUCAACCUGAUUGGAGGAGACACUUUAUUUGGUCGUCUAUGGGGAUGCCAUCCACAGGCUUAUUAUCCAAGUCUGCACUUUGAAGCAUGUUAUUACCAGGUGAUCUAGCCAAAAUAUAUGUAUAAGGAGUAAUUGGUGAUCUUCAUCUCUCCAUUUAACACUAAAAUUAGUCUCCCUCGUAUAUUGCCAUCUGAACCAUCUUCAGGCAAUAGAAGCUGCCAUCGAGCUUAAUCUUAACAAGGUGGAGGCUGGAGCACAAGGAGAGCAUAAAAUCCAGCGGGGUUAUAUGCCUGUGAUGACCUACAGUUCCCACUACAUCAGAGAUGACGGCUUCAAGGUAGCCAUUCAGGACUUUCUCUCACGCGAGACCGAUCAGGUAUCUUCUCUCAUCUGUUCAUCGUCUUCAGUCAUUGGAGUUGAGUCAACUCUCAUACAGUCACGUUGACAACACUUAAUGAUGAUAAUAUACUCGUGCACAUGAUGAUGGUCUUUGCUCUUACCGUUCUCAGUUAAUUGCUGAUCCGUGUUCUUGGCAGAUCAAACUCGUCAUCCAAAUGCUGCAUGAUUCUGGGCCCUUCAAGGAUGGUUUGGACUAA
This is a messenger RNA of Spirodela intermedia, 9080 nucleotides long. The record is from the annotation of a GenBank genome assembly. Lineage: Eukaryota; Viridiplantae; Streptophyta; Magnoliopsida; Alismatales; Araceae.